AUGGGGGAGGUAACGGGGCUGAACAAUUUAGAAAAUAUGUACAACAACUGCCAGGCCACACCCGAGGGCUCAGCACUCCGGGAGCCCCUCCAGCCUCAGCAGGGGAACGGGACAGAGCAGGCACCUCAUCUGCCACCUGCUGCCCCCACAUCGUGCUGCGUCCCCACCCGCUCCGACAGACCUCUCUGUCAGCGGGGAGGGGCUGAGGACACUACGGAGGAAGCGUCCAAAGCCACUGUCCCUGUGUCCCUGUCUGCCAACAGGAAGGGACAGGGAGGGCUGGCUCAGAGCCCCGCACUCUGGGAGCCGCCCCCUGUGGCCCAGGGCUAUGGGGACGCGGGCAGAGGAGCCCCAGUGGCCCUGGCGGAGAGCCGUGGUGCUUUGAAAGCAUCCGCCGGAUGCCUACGACCCCGCUCCGACUCAGCUUCCCGAGUUCCGCGACGCAGAUCCCAAAAGCGGCUGAGCGUCCCCAUCCCCGCGCCCCCGGAGCGCUCCGACGGGGGCCUGGCGCUGCCCGCAGAGCGCCUGGCGCUGCUGCCGCACGGCGAGGACCGCGGCGAUGCCGCGCUGGAGCCCGGGGACGACGUGCACUCGGCGGCGCUGGAGCUGAGCACGGCGCUGCGCUUCUACGGCGCGGCCGUCCACUCCCUCUAUGUUACCACUAAUGGGAUUAUUGCAGUGAAUGAACCCUCAAGUGAAGAAAAAUACCUUGGUCAAUUCCCAGUGAGUUUUGGGGCUAUUGCUCCUUUUAUGGCUGACCUGGACACAACAGGUGGACGUGGAAAUGUGUAUUACAGGGAAGAUUCAUCCUCAGAUGUCUUGCAACUUGCAUCAGACUAUAUCAAAAGAGGUUUUCCUGAGAUUGCUUUUGAUCCCAGCAGUGUUGUUAUUGUUACCUGGAAGCUUGUGGCUCCUUUCCAGGCACCUGGAGAUGAUCAUGCUUUGGAAGAAAAGAGAAACACAUUCCAGGCUGUCUUAGCGUCUUCUGAUUCCAGUUCCUAUGCUAUUUUCCUGUAUCCAGAAGAUAGCCUGCAAUUCUAUAGCACAUACUCCAAGAAUGGUGAUGAAAAUAUUCCUGCUAUGGUUGGCUUUAGUCAAGCCUCUACAAACUACUACUUUUGGGAAAAGCCAGGAUCCUUCAAUGUCAUUGCAAAUGAUGAAGACAGCAUUAGAAACCUGUACAAAAGCAGCAAUGCUGGGAAGCAGGGCGUCUGGGUGUUCGAGAUUGGUAGCUCAUCUGACAGUAUUGUGCCUGCCAAAAUCAGCAAUACUUUGGAGAGCAUAGAGCCCAACGAAGAAGACCAGGAGAUGACUUCUAAGCCCUUUAUGUCUGACUAUGGUUCCACUGAAAUAACACAGCAGUAUAUCACAAGUAGUACAGACAGCACUGAAGAGGAUCACCACCUUGUCACAUACAGUGUUCCUCAGUUAGGUGAAGACUUUCUGACUUCAUACCAAGAUGUAACAGGAACACCUUCAACUGAGUCAUUUUACAGUCCUCAAAAUUUCCCGACAGCAAAAGCUCCACCUCGCCAGUUUAGAAUCCAGCAGUUUCCCCCACAGCCACCUCAAGUCAUAGAUGUGGAAGAAUUUGAUGAAACUGGAAUAGUGUUUCGCUACCACACAGAUGUCCAACAGACCUGUGCUAACAACCGUCACCAGUGCUCUGUUCACGCGAUUUGCAAGGAUUAUCCCAACGGGUUUUGUUGCAGUUGUAUUGCUGGUUACAAAGGAAAUGGCAGACAGUGUGUAGCAGAAGGUUCUCCUCAGAGAGUCAACGGCAAGGUCAGAGGAAGAAUCUUUGUAGGAAACAACCCUGUUCCAGUUGUAUUUGAGAACACUGAUCUCCACUCCUAUGUUGUGAUGAACCAAGGGCGUGCCUACACUGCUAUCAGCACAAUCCCAGAGACUUUGGGGUAUUCUUUACUACCUCUUGCCUCUAUUGGAGGUAUCAUAGGAUGGAUGUUUGCUGUGGAACAGCAAGGAUAUAAAAAUGGAUUCAGCAUUACUGGUGGUGAGUUUACACGGCAAACAGAAGUAACUUUUCUCAGCAACAAUGAGAAGCUGGUUGUAAAGCAGAAGUUCAGUGGCAUUGAUGAGCAUGGUCACCUUACCAUCAGCACAGAAAUGGAGGGCAGAAUACCUGAGAUCCCAUCUGGGUCAUCAGUCCAUAUAGAGCCGUACACUGAACUCUACCACACUUCUAGUUCUGUAAUCACUUCAUCGUCCUCGAGGGAGUACACAGUGACAGAGCCAGAAAGGGAUGGAGCUGCCUCCACGUACACGGGUGCCUAUCAGUGGCGCCAGACCAUCUCCUUUGAUGAAUGCAUCCACGAUGACGCCCCCCCUUCUACUCCUGCCACUCAGCAGCUCUCGGUGGACAGUGUGUUUGUCCUGUACAACAGAGAUGAGCAGAUCCUGCGAUAUGCCAUGAGCAAUUCCAUCGGCCCCAUCAGUGAAGGUUCUGCUGAUAUUAACCGGAAUCCUUGCUACACUGGCACUCAUAACUGUGACACCAACGCCGUGUGCCGUCCAGGAACUGGAAAUCGUUUCUUCUGUGAAUGUUCGAUCGGCUUCCGUGGAGAUGGAAACGUUUGUUACGAUAUUGAUGAGUGUUCAGAGCAGCCAGGGCUGUGUGGAAGCAAUGCAGAGUGCAACAACCAGCCAGGAACCUACCGCUGCGAGUGUGCUGAGGGAUACCAGUUUGCAGCAGAUGGGCGGACUUGUGUUGCUGUGGAGUAUGUGGUAAACCACUGCCAGAGGGGCACACACAACUGUGACAUUCCUCAGCGUGCCCAGUGUGUGUACACUGGAGGGUCUGCCUACAUCUGCACAUGCCUCCCUGGCUUCUCUGGAGAUGGCCGUGCCUGUGAGGAUGUAGAUGAAUGUCAACAGGGCCACUGCCAUCCAGAUGCUUUCUGCUACAACACUCCAGGGUCCUUCAGCUGCCACUGCAAGGCAGGUUAUCGUGGGGAUGGUUUCCGAUGUGUGUUAGGAGAAGUAGAAAAGACUAAAUGCCAGCAUGAACGUGAAGUAGCUCUUGGCAGUGGCGGUGCUUUCUUCCAAAGAGAUGCAAGAGUUGGUCACUUCAUUCCCCAGUGUGAUGAGCAUGGGCAUUACCUGCCCACUCAGUGCCAUGCUGGCAGUGGAUAUUGCUGGUGUGUGGAUAGGGAUGGAAAUGAGAUUGACGGCACCAGAAGCGGCCCAGGAGUUCGACCACCAUGUCUGAGCACAGCUGCUCCUCCUGUUGUUAUUGGGCCCUCUGUUCGACCAGACACGGUACCUCUGCCACCAGGAACGCACUUGCUUUUUGCCCAAAGCGGUAAAAUUGAACAUGUUCCACUAGAGGGAAACAAUAUGAAGAAAAGUGAUGCAAAAGCACUCUUGCAUGUUCCAGACAAAGUUGUUAUUGGAGUUGCUUAUGACUGCGUGGACAAGAUGGUUUAUUGGACAGACAUCAGUGGCCCUUCGAUCAGCAGGGCCAGCCUGCAUGGCGGGGAGCCAACGACCAUAAUCAAAACAGACUUGGGAAGCCCUGAAGGGAUAGCUGUAGAUCAUCUAGGUCGCAACAUCUUCUGGACUGACUCUCAACUGGAUAGAAUAGAAGUGGCCAGGCUGGACGGGCGCCAGCGUCGCAUCCUUUUUGACACUGGUUUGGUGAACCCCAGGGCAAUUGUCCUGGAUCCUGUGAGAGGAAACUUGUACUGGACUGACUGGAACAGAGAAGCUCCUAAAAUUGAAACUUCAUACAUGGAUGGCACAAACAGAAGAAUUCUUGUUAAAGAUGAUCUUGGGUUACCAAAUGGACUGACAUUUGAUCCUUAUUCCUCAAUGCUGUGCUGGGUAGAUGCAGGUACCAAGAGGCUGGAAUGCAUGAACCCUAAUCAGCUUGGUCGACGAAAGAUUGUUGAAGGCAUCCAGUAUCCUUUUGGUGUUACAAGCUAUGGGAAGAAUUUAUACUAUACAGACUGGAGAAGGGAUGCUGUUGUAGCAGUGGAUCGCACGAUUUCGUUAGAAAAUGAUAACUUCCAGCCUCACAAGCGCUCACGACUCUACGGAAUCACCACAGCCUUUGCUCAGUGCCCAGGAGGACAUAACUACUGUACGGUGAAUAAUGGUGGUUGUACUCACCUCUGCUUGGCUACCCCAGGAGGCCGUACUUGCCGCUGCCCUGACAACACGGUUGGAGUAGAUUGUAUAGAAAGAAACUGAGCAUUAAAAUAAGCUUUAGAGCAGCAGA
Messenger RNA from Ficedula albicollis (Collared flycatcher), 4240 nucleotides. It is a transcript of the gene NID1, whose product is annotated as nidogen 1. The record is from RefSeq and is a predicted model, not a curated record. Lineage: Eukaryota; Metazoa; Chordata; Aves; Passeriformes; Muscicapidae. Gene Ontology annotation, biological process: cell-matrix adhesion. The transcript has 23 exons. Gene Ontology annotation, molecular function: calcium ion binding. The coding region runs from base 1 to 4212 and encodes 1403 amino acids.